AUGUCGAAGAUGCAACUGUUAAGAAAGGUUGACGAAUGGAAAGCAAUUGAGAGCGAGAGAGACAAAUUCAUAGAGGAGCUGUGUGAGGAUAAUGACCGCCUUUUGGCCGAAGUGAACCGAUUGAAGCUCGAAGCAGAGCGUGCCAACUUUGAGGCUAAAGAUCACUUUGACAGAUUCAAAAAGAGUGAGGAUUUGAUAAACAGAUUGCAGCAAAAGCACGACGAUGGCGCAUAUGUUUCUGUUUUAGUUGAUGGAGACUGUGUCCUAUUCAAGGACGAGCACAUCAGACGGGGUGUUACUGGUGGUACCGAAUCAGCUGCCCGAAUCUCUGUUCACAUCCGCAUCUAUGCAAACGUAAAGGGCCUGGGCCAAGCAUACUACAACGCAGGCAUUCUGUUUGAUCCGUCAGAUAUUUGGUCUUUCAUGCGUGGGUUUAAUAUGGGUCAUCCGAUGUGUGACUUCAUUGAUGCCGGCGACGGAAAAGAAUGCUCUGACGAUAAACUUAAAGAGACUUUCCGCUCAAAUAUAUCCAACGUCCACUGCAAGCACAUCCUGCUUGCGUGCUCAGCCGACAAUGGAUAUGCUCGGCUGCUUGCGCCUUUGAAGGCGGACAAAGAUGCGGUACAACUCGUGACCCUUGUAGAGGGACCACCGUUCGCCACAAACUCACGACCCGUCCACGAAGCCCUCCGUAUGGCAGCCCGCCCAGAUACGCAGCUGUUGCUGCGGCAGGCGUUCCGCAGCAAGCCAGCCCCAUUCAAGACAGCAAAAUUCCGUCUCCGAUAUGGCAGCCAAUUGCCCGAAAUGCGCAGGGUCAAAGGAUCGACCGUCAUUUGGAGUACUCCCAACACUUAG
Messenger RNA from Lasiodiplodia theobromae, 855 nucleotides. RefSeq lists its product as uncharacterized. NCBI's taxonomy places the organism in Eukaryota, Fungi, Ascomycota, Dothideomycetes, Botryosphaeriales, Botryosphaeriaceae. The coding region runs from base 1 to 855 and encodes 284 amino acids. The record is from RefSeq and is a predicted model, not a curated record. The transcript is spliced from 7 exons.